Messenger RNA from Paramecium pentaurelia, 5334 nucleotides. The record is from the annotation of a GenBank genome assembly. Lineage: Eukaryota; Ciliophora; Oligohymenophorea; Peniculida; Parameciidae.
AUGGUUCGGAUUUGUGUUAUGUUAUUUGUUGUUAUCUAAGUUUUAUCAAAAAAGCAGAAAGAUUUCUUAUUUGAUUUAAAAUAAGGUAAAUCAAUAUAAGUGGAAUUACCUGAAAAGUAGGAUAAGGAUUAUAUAAUUCUAUAUGUUCGACCAUAAUAGGAAGAGAAGAAAAGUGAAUUGGGUGAGAUCUAAUUAAAAAGUAAAGAUGAAGAGUUUAAGUUGAAUGAAUUUUAUGAGACUGCAUUAUUUACGAUCAAAUCUGAUGAGAUAAAUUUAAAAUGCAUUAGUAUUCCAUGUAAAGGUAGAAUUACAAUAAUUAAUAAUGAUGCAAUAGAAUUGAAUAAUAAGAGUACAGAACUCAUUCUAUCAUAAAAGAUACCUGUUUAAGUGAUUUCUAUGCAUUUAUCAGGUUCUUAUAAUAGGAUGGUGGGAGAAUUUAAAUUGGAAGAUGAUGAAUCAGAUAAAAUUAAGAUAGAGGUAUAUGAAGAGAAAGCAAAAUUAUAUGGAGAUGAAGUUUAGUUGACAGUAGCUAUAAAUAGAAAAGAUUGUGAUAAAUGUAAAUUAUUGGCUGUUUUGAGUGGAGAUUUAAAUAUUAAAGAGGAAGCAACAGUUAAUGGAUAAUUAUAUUUAUAUAAAGAUGAAGAAGAUAUUGAAAUAAAUUAAGAAAUAUAGGAUUAUUUAUUUGAAAGAGAUGAAAAUAUUUAUAAAUUGAAAUUACCUCAAAAAUUUAACAUUUUAUAAAUAGGAAUUUUAGGAGAUAUGUUACCAUUAUUGAAAGUUCAUAAGAAGGAUAAUAUAUAUUUUAGUUCAUAAGAACCAAUAUAAUUAUAAUAGAGAGGAUAAGCAUUUCAUAUUAUUUUGAGAAGAGAAGAUAUUGAAGGGGAUGAAGUGACAAUUAAUUUAAGUUAAGGUGGUUCUAUGAAAUAUUUGAUGGUUGUAAAAUUGAUUGAUGAAGCCAUCUUAUAUAAUAAUUAAUUGAUAUUCUCUAAAAUAUAAGAUAAAGGAAAACAUAAUUAUUUAUUUAAAACUAUUGAAAGUGAAUAAGAAGUAGGAAUUAAAUUAGUAUAUUUUGAAAAAUGUGAUAAUUCUAUUAGAAUAGCAGAAUGUUAAAAUGGUUGUUAAUUAAGUGAUGAAGAUAAUCAUAAUUUGAGAUUUCAUAAAAAUGAAUAAAAACCUGCAGUUUAUAUUACACCACAUUGUUAAAAUAAAGAUAAAGAAGGAUUCUGUAUAUUUUAAUUAGAAGUAUAAAGUAAUAAUAAGAAUAUUUAUAUGAUGACUACAUAAAAUGAUAAUAAUUAACGUAUUCUUAAAUCUGAUGUUGUUUAUACUAAUUAUAUGGAAUAAUCAUAAGAAGAACAUUUAAUACUUAAAUAUUAAAAAUCAGAUGAUGAUUAAGAAUUGGUAUUUACAGUUAAUACUCAUAAUAUUGUAUAUAUGAUUAGUCGAGAUAGUAGUUGUUAUCCUGUUAGAAUUGAAUGUGCAAAAUAUUUUGGUGGAGUAGAUCAUUUAGUUGUUCUUAGAGGAGAUCAAUUAAAACAUACUCAAUAUUAUAUUACUUUGACAGCAAGAGAAGCUACAAUCUUUUAAUUUAUGGCUAAAGUUACUAAAUAAGCAGAUAUUAAUAUUUAAGUAUUAAAAGAAGAUGAAACUUAUAGAGGAGUAUUAUAAUUAACAGAUGGUUAAUCAAAAAUUCAUUAUUUUAGAGUCAUUAUUAAUUUUAAUUAAGUGGAUUAAAAUGUUGAAGUAAUUGAUGAAUAAUAACCAACAAUUGAAUUUGCUAUUCAUUCUUCAAGAAUGUAAGUAGCUUUAACUUUAAAUCAAGGUAAUCAAUUACCAUCUCUUAAAUCGUAUGAUUUAAUUACUUUUAAUAAUUAUUUAUCAAUACAACCAUAAGAUUAAUUUUAUUAGAAUUCUGGUAAUUAUACUAUUGGUAUUCAGAAUAUGUUUGAAACAUUUUUAGAUAAAGAAAUUAUGUAUACUUUCACUUAUUCAACAAGUAGAACUGUUAAAACACUUCAUGUAGGUUAAUAAUUUGUAGAUCUAGUUAAAGGAUUUAAAUCUAAAUAUUUCAGUUUCUAUUAUAGUUAAAAUACUACUUUAUUUUAUAUUAGUUUAUAAAGUAAAAACAAUAAUAAAUUAACAUUAACUGUCUAAAAUGAUAUUAAACCUGAUAAUCAUUCUUAAUUUACAAAAAGUUAAGAUUCAAGUACACUUAAAUUAUCAUAAUCUGCAUUAAAUAGUUUGUGUUUAAAUGGUCUUACAUAAGAAGACAAAGAUGAUGAUAUAGAUGUAAUGGCUAUUUGUUAAGCCUAUAUUAUUAUUGAAAAUCAUGGUAAUGAAGAUAUAUUAUUUAAUAUCAAUAUUUGGAAUCCAUAAAUUGCUUUAGAACUUAAAGAUGGAUAAGAAUAUACUUUUAAUUUAGAAUAUCUACUUUAAGAAACUUUUUUAUAUUAUAAAGUAAUCUCAACAUAAACUGAUGUUUAAUUACAUAUUAAUUCACAUUAUGGAUACACUAAAUAUUAAAUUUAAAUUCUGAAUUCUCAAAAUUAAGAAUCCAAUUCUCUUUAUGCUAAAGAAGAAUACAAAACUUAACAUUCCAAAAGUAUACAUUCUGAUGCAUUUGAAUUUUGUAAACCUGAUUGUGUAUUGAAAAUAUUAUUAGAAGCAUAAGAAUUAAAAUACUAAAGUGAUAGAAUAAUUAAUUUUGAUGAUACUGUGUAUGUCACUGUUACAUAAUAAUAUAUGGAUCUCAAAAGUGGAUUACCUAUUUAAAUAUCAGUAAAUAAGUUAUAGCCAAGGAAAUUCAUAUUUUCAGAAAUCAAUGAUAUAUCUCCUUAAUCAAGAUUCAAAUUAAUCUUACAUGAAAUUUAUGGAAAAGGAUCAAUUUGUCUAUUCUUUAAUGAUGAAGAUAAUAUUAAUAUAAAUAAAUGUGAAUAUGAGGUAUUAGGUAAUGUUUUAGAAUUGACAUAAGCACAAAUACAAGAAAAAUUGACUGAAUUAAAUCUUACUAGAAAUCCUUAUAUAAUAAUAUAAAUAUAUUCUAUAGUUGAUAAUAGUAAGUUUUAAUUAUCAUUGGAAAUAUCUAAUGAUAGGAAUAAUCAUAAAUUAAUGAUGGGAAUACCAACAAGAAUCAAAUUAGAUAUUCAAGAAGAAGUCUAAUAUUAAUAUUUUAAUAUCUAAAAAAAUGAUGAUUUAUACUUUAAAUUUAUUAAAGUUUAAGGCACUUCAUUGAUUUAAAUAUCUAGAUGUUUAGAUAAUAUAUAAAAAGAUUGUGAAGAAGAAACAAUUAUUAAUGAAUAAUUACUUGCAGGAUAAACAUACAAUUAACACAUAAUUCAUAAAAAUGAUAGUAAAAAAUAUUGUGAAUUAUGCACAUAUAUAAUUAAAAUAAAAACUAUUGGAAUUAAUGUAGAUUUAUUAAUUUUUGUAACUUCUUAAUUAAAUUUUGUUUAAUUACCUUAAAAUAUUGCAUUCACAGAUUACCUUGAAAAUCAAAAUGAUUACAAUAUCUAUCAUUUUUCUUAUAACACAGAUCAUUAAAUUGAAAUUUAAAUUAAUCAGUAUAAUGGUGAUACAUAAAUGUGGAUUGGAUAUAAUGCUGUACUUGAGACUUCUCUUUACUAAUAUGGGCCAUAUAACAAUAUAAAAUAAUAAAAAUUAAUGAAUACUACUUCAUCAAUAUCUUAUUAUUAAGCUAUUAUCCCUCCAAGAGAACAUUUAGAAUAAACUAAUUAUACUCCUUAUGCAAAUGGAUCUCACACUUUAGCAGGUCAUUAUAAUGACGAUGAUCUCUAUAUAAUUGUAAAGAAUAAUUAAUAAAAGCCAUCAAAUUAUUCUAUACUUGUAACCUAAUCAACAACUGGUAAUGGGUAAUUAUUAUAAGAUGGAAUCAUAACAUUUGCUUAUUUAAGUAGAUAAACCCCUGUUAUUACAUUAUAUCAUUAAUAUCGUUAUUUAAAAUAACCAUAAUUAGUAAUUAAAAUGGCUCAUUAUAGUAAAUAGUAGUAAGUUUCAGAUUUCUUCAGAAUAGAAGUAUCUAAUGAAACUGAACCAGUCAAUUACACACUACUUACACCUUUUUCAAGUAGAAAUGAUUAACAGACUUACAUUUUACCAAUUUUGGAAGGACUUUUAACUAUAAAGAUUCACAGUCUUCUAGAAAUCAAAGGAAAUGAGAAUAUUAAUAUUGAAUAUUAAUUUAAUCGUGAAGGUGACAUUGUUCCUAUAAGAAAGUAAAAGAUAAAGGAUAAUUAUCAUUAUGGAAACAAUUAUUUAAAUAGAAUAGAUUUAUAAAUUAGUAUUGUAGGCAAAGAAAUCUUGAUGAUAGAUGAAAAAUCAAGUCUAAGUGAUUAGAUCUAUGAUUCUUAAGCUAAGUAUUAUGAAUCUUAUAUACCUUAUGAAGGCAAAUUAGCAGUUUAAGUAUAUAAUUGUUUAGGUGAAUUGAAGGUAUCUAUAACUCAAAAUUAUGAUGAAUUUAUUGAAGGGAUAUAUAAUGGUAGUAAGAUAACUGUAGAAGGCUAAUUAACAGAUAUUAUAGUGCCAGUUAAACCAGGACCUAUUUAUUUUUAAUUCUAAUCUAUUGAAAGUGUUUAUAAAUUCACAACAUAGGUGUACAAGGCAUAAGAUUUUGCACCAUUUGGAUAAUUAGUUAUGGGAGGUGAUGGAUAAAUAAAUUAUUCAUUUGAUACUUAUGAUUCAGAUUAUAUUAGUGUUAAAUUCAAACCAUUAAAAUGUGUUGGUUGUGAUCUUCAUCAAGAAAUGAAUAGUUUAAUAAAGUAUUCUAUUAGUUGGGGUAGUACUAUUUAAUAUGCUCAUGUGAUAGGUCUUUGUUAAUAUAAUUAAUAUGCAAACUAUCAUAAAAAUCAUACAGAUAAUUUUGAAUAAGUAGAUAUUGGUCUUUAUGCACUAAAUCAUACUGAUUAAAUAGAAUUUAAUAUUAUUGUUGGUAAUUAAUCUAUACAUUCUAAAUUAUUUAUUGCUAUACGUGCUUAAGUUUUAGUAUUUAAUAAUCUUACAAUAUAAGAUUAUGAAUUAUAUUAUCAUGUUGCUUAGAUAGCAAUGCCUAAUCUUUCUCUAUAUUGGUAUAAACAUAGGUUCAAUGAAUUUGUUAUAGGAGUUGCAAUUAUUGUAACAAUUAUUUUAUCAUUGUAAUAAUUUAAUAAAAUAUUAGAUCAUGUGUUUUAUGUAAAAUAUAUAGAAAAAUAAGAUAAUUAAAGAAGGAGAAUCUUAAUUUAUAAUUAGAAAAGAAAAUGGAAGAAGCAAAGGAGAAAGGAUAGAAUUAAACUAAAUAUGAAACUUUAUAAGAUGAAAGUAAUGAUUAAUCAAAUGUAUGAA